This is a messenger RNA of Lycium barbarum (goji berry), 2535 nucleotides long. RefSeq lists its product as uncharacterized. Gene Ontology annotation, cellular component: cortical microtubule. Bases 574 to 2301 code for a protein of 575 amino acids. Lineage: Eukaryota; Viridiplantae; Streptophyta; Magnoliopsida; Solanales; Solanaceae. The record is from RefSeq and is a predicted model, not a curated record. Gene Ontology annotation, biological process: cortical microtubule organization. The transcript is spliced from 5 exons.
ACCCCAAAAGUCAUUGUAAUUUUCCAUUUCAUCCCCCAUUCUUCCCAUAAGUAACAUUUUUAGCUUCCCAACUUCCUCACUCUGUUGAUCUUCACAUCACACCCCUUUAAUUCCUCUCUCUAAUUUUUUCUCUCCAAUUUUGUAAACCUCUCUGAAUAACCCACAACAAAACAAUUUUUGUUUGAAUAUUUCAAGUGAUUUUUAUAUCUGGGUUUUAGCACUAUUGUACUCCUUGUAGUUCAUAAGGUUGAGUUAAUGAUGCUACUUUUUGAAAUUUACUGAAAAAACUGGGGUUUUAUUGAGUGAAUUUUCCACUUGAUGGAUUAAGGUUUACUGAAAAACCCAAAUGUCUUUCUCAUAUGCACUUUCAUCCCUAAUUUUCCCCAUAUGUAACAUUUUUAGCUUCCCAAUUUGUUCUUUCUGGUGAUCUCCAUAUCAUACCACUUUACUUUCUCUGCACAUCAGUAAUAUUUAUAUCUGGGUUCUAGCACUAUUGUAGUUCUUGAAGUUGAGUUAUGAUGAAUUAAGGGGUUUGUUUUGUGAUUAUGAUGAAAUAAAGGGUUUAGAUUUGCAAUGAAUAGAAGUUUUAGGGGAGAAGAAAAGGCGUUAAGGAAAUUACAACAACAAAUGGGGAGUUUUAGGAAUUCAGUAAUGAAGGAGAAGGAAGAAGAGCUAGCUUUAUUUUUCGAAAUGCGAAGAAAAGAGAAGGAAAGAGAUGAUCUUCUUCUUUUUCAAAAUAACGAUGAAGUUGAUGGAUCAAAAGCAGGCGACUCACUAUUCGAUAUUGGAUCAGCCACUACUACUGUGAGGAAAAAUGGUGCUGAUGAUUUCCUCAAUGCUGACAAUGAUAAAAAUGAUUAUGAAUGGCUUCUAACACCUCCCAGUACUCCUCUGUUUCCUUCACUUGAGAUGGAGUCACAAAAAACAAUGAUGAGUCAGCUGGGAACAGCUAAAGCUCGUCCAACUGCAUUGAAAUCUAGAUUAGCACAUCCCCAGCCCGAGCCCUCUGGUAGAAGCAAUUUAGCAUCUAGACAACCUGCUUCCGCUGCUGGAUUAAAUACUUCAAGUUCAGGUCUUCGAAGACCAUCUUCAUCAGGUGGAUCAAGACCUUCAACACCAACUGGACGACCCACAUUAAGUGCAACAUCCUCCUUGACAUCAGCAUCUAGACGCACAUCUACUGCAACAUCCAAAGCAAUGACAUCCACUGCAACUUCUAAAACAAUGUCGACCACAACCACGUCUCGUCCAUCAAGGUCUUCAACACCAACUUCUCGUGCCACCUUGCCUUCUGCUAAAUCCACGGUUCCUCAAAGAUCUUCAACACCUACAUCCAGGUCUAGUGCGAGGUCCUCAACACCAACCAGAGCCUCCUCAACACCCGCAACCAGGGCAUCUAUUCCUGGAUCAAAGUCCACAUCAAGGGCAGCAACUCCAACUCGCCGGCCUACUUCAGUGUCCAGUACAGCUAAUGCUACUGCUCCUUCCGUUAACUCUCCGUCUUCAGUUACCACAGCAACCACUACGGCAAGAAAUCCUGGAGCCUCACGUGCUAGUUCUCCAGCUGUAAAACCCAGACCAUGGAAGCCUUCAGAUAUCCCGGGUGUCUCCUAUGAUGCUCCGCCCAAUUUACGGACAUCACUCUCUGACAGGCCAACUUCAGCUACAAGGGGUAGACCUGGAGCACCAAGUGUUAGAUCUUCAUCCAUUGAACCAGUUACAAAUGGAAGGAUUAGACGACAAUCUUGCUCUCCAGCGAGAGGUCGUCCUCCUAAUGGUGUUGUGCGUAGCAGUGGGAGCUCUGUUCCGAUUCCAGCUAUGAGUCGAUUACAUGCUAAAGCUAAUGAUAAUGUAAGCCCUGGUAUGGUUGGAACUAAGAUGGUUGAAAGGGUAGUAAAUAUGCGGAAGCUGGCUCCUCCUGCAAAGCAGGACAACAAACAUUCUCCCCGUAAUAACUUGUAUGCACACUCUUCAUCGUCUGACAGCUUGGGCUUUGGAAGGACAUUGUCAAAGAAAUCCUUGGAUAUGGCAAUGAGGCAUAUGGAUAUACGGCGAAGCAUCCCAGGUAAUUUGCGUCCAUCGAUGACUAAUAUUCCAGCAUCCUCCAUGUACAGUGUGAGAUCAGGACCUAACAGAAGCAGAACAGUGAGUGUAUCCGAUUCCCCACUUGCUACAAGCAGCAAUGGUAGUUCAGAAAUGAGUGUCAAUAACAAUGCAUUGUGUGUUGAUGGGAGUGAAGUUGAUGAUGCUAUUAGCGGUGAUAAAGGUGCUAGAUCUCCUGCCAGUAUGCAUGGAAGGUAAUGAUUGCCCUUCGCUGAUGCAAGAUUAAAAAUUAUGUGCUGAUUCAGUGUCGGAAUGAGAGUUUGAGGCGCUUGAAUUAUCAUUUUUUCCCAGGAAGAACCUAGGCGUAUGGUUAUCUCAUUAUGUAAAGAUUGAUGCACAGUUAGCUAUAUUAUUUGAAGCCAGCCUUAUCUCAUUAUUGUGUUGUGUGCUUAAACAAAUUUUCUGCAAGCAGUAAUGCUAGUUCUGAAGUGA